Messenger RNA from Clavispora lusitaniae ATCC 42720, 1863 nucleotides. It is a transcript of the gene EXO1, whose product is annotated as Rad2 family nuclease. Gene Ontology annotation, molecular function: 5'-flap endonuclease activity; metal ion binding; 5'-3' DNA exonuclease activity. Lineage: Eukaryota; Fungi; Ascomycota; Pichiomycetes; Serinales; Metschnikowiaceae. Gene Ontology annotation, cellular component: nucleus. Gene Ontology annotation, biological process: DNA double-strand break processing; mismatch repair; DNA recombination. The record is from RefSeq and is a predicted model, not a curated record.
AUGGGCGUCACUGGGCUUCUUCAGCAGCUCAAGGAAAUCCAGGAACCCACGACUUUGGACAGGUACCGUGGACAAACAUUGGCUGUGGACACUUAUGGUUGGCUUCAUCGCGGACUUAUUCUGUGCGCGCAGGAACUAUGCAAAGAUGCUCCAACAGCAAGUUACGUGACUCUGGUAAUGAAGAAAGUGGAUAUGCUACGCCAUUUUGGCGUGGAGCCGUAUCUAGUUUUCGAUGGUGCAGCAUUGCCAACAAAAGAGGGCACAUUAAUAGAGCGGCGCGAAAAAAGAGAGCGCGCGCGCGAGGCAGCGGCUGCGCUCGAGAAAAAGGGCGACCGCCGCGGCGCAUGGAAGGAAUACAUGAAAGCAGCGGCAGUGACUCCGGAAAUGGCCAAAUCAGUUAUGGUGGAAUUGGACCGGCGGCGAGUGAAGUACGUGGUGGCACCAUACGAAGCGGACCCGCAAAUGGUUUAUUUGGAGCAGAUUGGUGCUGUUGAUGCCAUCCUACUGGAAGACUCUGAUCUCUUGGUGUUUGGGUGCCGGCGCCUUGUGACCAAGCUUUCGGACUCGGGUGGGUGCGUAGAAAUCAACCGCGCGAGGUUUUCGCAGGUUCGCGCAGUCCCUCGCCUCGCGGACUAUACUCCAGCCCAAUGGCGUGCCGUGGCGAUCUUAUCUGGUUGCGAUUACACAAAAGGCGUGCCAGGGGUUGGGCUUAAAACGGCUUUUGCAGCCGUGCUGCGUACUCCCUCGUUGCACAAGAUUGUAUUAUCUUAUAUUGAAAAGGGUACUGUGCCCCCAUCAUUUCUCCAGGAAGCUGUGCGUGCAGACUUGGCAUUUCAGUUCCAAAAAGUGUUCGACCCGCGCGCGCGCGCCUUGCGCACUUUGAAUGAGUAUCCGCCCGACUUUGAAGUGGAAACAGAAAUUCUCGAAGCUGUUUGCGGUCGUACGUUGGAGGAGAAAAUCCACGUGGGUAUAUGCACAGGGCGUAUCCAUCCCUUUACGCAUACAGUUUUAGUUUCGCGUGAACAAAACUUGGUGCUUAUGAAGAGUCGUUCAGUGGUGGAUGGGCAGAUGGGCCAUAUGGCGCGAAAGGUGCUGGGUCUGGGCACACUCGCGCAAAAAACCCAGUCAUGUGGCGCUCUAGCGCCCAAAACAAUAGAGAGUUACUUCCGCGUGCUUCAGCCCACUACGCGCGACAACAAAACGGCCGGCCCAAAAGAGGUGCAAAAGAAGGAAACAUCCAAAAGAAAAGUGGCAGUAGGCGGUGCAAAUGAGAAACUAUCACCUACAAGCAAGAAGUUGAAGCGUAUCAGCACUGCCCCAAGUGGUGGCUCGAGCCGUUUUUUCUCUCAACCACAUGCUCCUGUCCCAAAUCUAAAGCAGACACCAUCGCUGCCAUUCCUCACUGGCGACUCCGAAGUACCAGAGACUCUGUCGCCUAUCAAAAAGGAUGAACAGUACCUCACAGACGAGGAUCUCGACUUGGACGAAUUGGCUGACCACAAUGUUGGCUACACUAAUACACUUGAGGACUCGCCAGUAAAAUUGGCUCGCAUCGGCCGCUCGUGGCGUGAACGAUUUCUGGCUACGAGCACAACAGAAGGGGCUAAUGCUACUCGAAUUCUGACGUUGGAUAUCUCUUCUACGAGAGUUUCCACAGGCAGAAUUUCAGUUCAAAGAAGUUCCAAUUCCACUAAAGAUAAGGUAUCAGAAUACGACACAGCAAGCAGCCUGGGCCCUCCAACACCACGUGCCGAACCUGUGUCGAGUCAGUUCAAAUCGCUGCAACGUGAUGAAAUCAGCGAGAGCGACGAUGAGCCCCGUGGCAGCCUCAAAUUGCUGCGCUUUGCAUUUUCCGGACUAUAA